AUGUCAGAAAUUCCAUUAGUAAUAGAUAACGGAUCCUAUGAGAUUAAAUUUGGAUUUGCCAAUUCUUCCAGACCAUUUAGAUCAUUAAAUACAUUGGGCAAGGAUAAAUACGAUGCAUUAUAUCUUGGCAAUCAAAUUAAAAAUAUCAAGGAUAUAUCAGCAGUCACAUUACAUAGGCCACAUAAGCUAGGACAAUUAACUUCAUGGGAAUUACAAAGUUGUCUCUGGGACUACUGUCUAUAUAACCCAGAUGAAUUUGAUGGCUUCCACUUGGGUAAUUCUAUUAGAGACACACAUUUAGUCACCAAUGAAACUUGUCUGACCAUACCCGAACUAAGUAAAAAUAUGGAUCAAGUUAUAUUUGAAGAAUAUGAAUUUGUUAGUCUCUAUAAAGCGCCAUCUAUGGCAUACAUUCCAUUUGCAUCAUUAAAUAAUAAUAAUAAUAAUAGUGGUAGUGAUGAUAAUGAUACAGACAACAAUAAUACUAUAAUAUUUGAUAAAGGUAAAAUAGAACAAACAAACAGCAAUAUUAUGUCAUUGGACGAUUCCAAGAAUAGGAAAGAAUAUCGUGAUUUUCAAUUAGUUGUAGAUUCAGGGUAUAAUUGUACGUGGGUGUGUCCAAUAAUUAAAGGAAUCCCGUAUUAUAAGGCAGUGAAAAAACUUGAUAUAGGUGGUAGAUUUCUAAACGGAUUCUUAAAAGAAACAUUGUCAUUUCGCCAUUACAAUAUGAUGGAUGAGACUAUACUGGUUAACAACAUUAAAGAAAAAUGUUUGUUUAUGAGUCCUCUAUCGUAUUUCGAUAGUUUUAAGAAUAGAAUGGAUAAAUCAUUACAGUAUGUGUUACCAGAUUUCCAUACAAGUUUCCUUGGAUAUAUCCAUGACCCUCAAGACCCGGGUGAUAGUUCAAAAUUACCAUCAAAUGCCCAAACUAUUACAUUAGUAGAUGAAAGAUUUAUGAUACCAGAGACAUUUUUCCAUCCAGAAAUGGCUAAACUACUGAAGCCAGGUCUUGUAGAGACCAUACUGGAGAGUAUAUCUAUGUUACCUGAGCUGUUACAACCUUUAAUGGUAGGCAAUAUAGUUUGCACAGGUGGGAAUUUCAAUAUUCCACACUUUGUGUCAAGACUAACAAACGAAUUACAGAGACAAUUGCCCACAGAUUGGAAUUGUAGAAUUAUAACAAAUAAGAAAGACAAUGAAUUGAGCAAUUGGUAUGCAAUGUCGGAGUUUGCAACAACAGAUGCAUAUAAAUCUGUAAGAAUCACACGCGAAGAGUAUUGGGAACAUGGAAUAGAGUGGUGUACAAAAAAUAGGUUUGGCUACCAAAAUUGGAUUUAA
Molecule: messenger RNA, 1338 nt
Organism: Arxiozyma heterogenica
Lineage: Eukaryota; Fungi; Ascomycota; Saccharomycetes; Saccharomycetales; Saccharomycetaceae
Gene: ARP6
Product: Arp6p
Exons: 1
Coding region: 1-1338 (445 amino acids)
Cellular component (GO): Swr1 complex
Molecular function (GO): nucleosome binding
Source: RefSeq, a predicted model, not a curated record